Messenger RNA from Sporothrix schenckii 1099-18, 237 nucleotides. RefSeq lists its product as uncharacterized. The record is from RefSeq and is a predicted model, not a curated record. NCBI's taxonomy places the organism in Eukaryota, Fungi, Ascomycota, Sordariomycetes, Ophiostomatales, Ophiostomataceae. Bases 1 to 237 code for a protein of 78 amino acids. The transcript has a single exon.
AUGAGCAAUGACACUUGGGGAAAGCAAGAGCGAUGGGUAGCUAAGCACACUACGAGUACUCAUAAGAGAUACCGAGACACAGGCAACCACACCGGCGAUGGUGAGAUGCUCUGUGUCAGGAAGGGAAGGCGCGCCGGACUGGACCAGUUUGGGACUACGAGGAAGGAGGAGGGACAGGGCAUGGCUCGAGAAAAGGCAGGAGCGACCACAGCGAGCACAAACGCAACAUUCAAAUAG